UCCCGACCAUGGAGUCGACAUCUUUUGCCGUUUUCUCCUGCGCUCUAUUGCUGUCGUAUGCUGGUGUGGACUCGCACUGGAAUGGACGUCAUAAUCACCACCUCGACCACCACCACCAUGACCACCACCACCAUCAACGUAGAAGCAAUUCCUACCAUUACCAUAAAGCCUGCCCCCUAGAGGAGGCUGAUGAACUACCGGCCGAGCUGCAGAACAGAACACUGCCUUCCGGAUAUCCGCACUAUCUACGAGAAGUAAUGCUUUCGCAUUGUCAAGGCUUUUGCUCCCGUAUGUUUAGGUGCGAGGCCAUCAUAUUCCUGAUGAAUCCAAAUUCUGAUGAAGGAAAGGGAAAAUGCAUUUCCUUGUUUAGGGACAUAUCUUCGCGCGCGAAGUUUGAAGGAAAGCUGAAACUCAAGUCAGAGCACGAAGAAGACGCUGUAUAUAUGCUGAAGAAGUGCCCGAAACAGAAAAGACGUCACUACCAGCCUCGGAUGCAGACGAAUUUCCAACCCCCAUCAUCCAACUACCAGUACCCUACAUCGAGUGAGGCUUAUCCUGGUUAUCCGCGUGGAAUGAGGUCUGAUGCCUACCCCAGAUCGAGUGAAGUCUAUCCUGGCUAUUCGCGUGGAAUUAGGUCUGAUGCCUACCCCAGAUCGAGUGAGAUAUAUCCUGGCUAUUCGCGUGGAAUGAGGUCUGAUGCCUACCCCAGAUCGAGUGAGGUCUAUCCUGGCUAUUCGCGUGGAAUGAGGUCUGAUGCCUACCCCAGAUCGAGUGAGGUGUAUCCUGGCUAUUCGCGUGGAAUGAGGUCUGAUACCUACCCCAGAUCGAGUGAGGUCUAUCCUGGCUAUUCGCGUGGAAUGAGGUCUGAUGCCUACCCCAGAUCGAGUGAGGUCUAUCCUGGCUAUUCGCGUGGAAUGGGAUCUGAAGUCUACCCUAGAUCGAGUGGGGUCUAUCCUGGCUAUUCGCGUGGAAUGGGAUCUUAUAACUCCCCUAGAUCGAGUGAGGCCUAUUCUGCUGCCUACGGCACAAGUACAGCAUCGAGCUCAACUAUUGCCCCAACCCCUACUUGGACUUGGAAAGAGGGUACCAGCAGGAAUGAAAAUGAACAUCACGGCGAUUCUUCAGCAUAUAUCCAAGCAUCUGCUGGUCCGACGUCUGAGCCCAUGUCAUCUUUUACCACGCCGACUAGACCAUAUGUGUCAGCCGCAACAACGAAAUCUUCAACACAACAUCCACAGCCGACAAAGUGGCCUGCAAGACAAACGCCGAAGAACGCUCAGACGCCUAAACCAGUGAGCCUACGACCGAGAAUCAAAUCUACCCGACCCGGGUCCAGCUGUAGAUACUAUAAAACGAACGUAACAGAGGCUAGGCAGGUUUACUUCACUGAUGUUAUGAGGAAGGCGCCUCACGGAAGGAUAUUGCCCUUUCGUCGGUGUAUGGCCGAGUGUGAUAAGAGGUCACAGUGCGACUAUUUUUCCAUCUACGGCCCCCGGAAGAUAUGCUGCCUAGUGGAGAAUAAAUCCAAGAAGCCAGUGAUUUAUUUAAAACACUGCAAGAAAAAAGGUAAAAAGGUGCGGUGUACUUUCCCUGUGACAGCCAGGGAAAGAAUCUGGGACAGUUAUCAUCAAGUUGCCAACUCGAAGGUCAUCCCGCUUAAGGGCACGGCAGAACAAACUCUGCGUGAAUGUAUGAAACGAUGUGAGCAGGCGAGCAAUCUCUGUUCUGCAUUCGUGUACAGAGAAUCUAUCAAACACGCAGCCCAUUGUUUUCUUCUCAGGGUGACGCCAUUGUUUGGACGCAGCUGCAACGUUCUCCAAGGUGAAAAGUGCGACCUAAAGCGAAUCAAAAGACCUUUCACGCAAUACCGUUACUCAAUAACUACAAACGUGAAGAAUCGAAAUGCCCCGAUGAAGCUUUGUAACAGUCAAUGUAAUAGUAACCCGUACUGUGUUAUGGUGACCUACAUUCCGAAAAAGAAAGCCGGUCGGCGCCACUGGCGGCCUCCAUAUUGUCUGAUAUGGGUGGCAAAUUCGGCCAUGAAAAAACAGUGCACUGGUGGCAAUUGCAAACUAGUGAAGAUGGAAGCAUUUGUGACGAAGAUCCCGGUACUUUACUUCGCAUCCUUGCACACUUUCAAGAGAAACUCAAUGGAUACUUGCAAAGCCGAAUGCCAAAAGAACAUACGUCAAUGUCUCGGGUUCGAAGUAAUCGCUGAGUACCGGGCAGGCUGUCGAAUCUUUUACGAGAUGAACUACCAACGGAAGGUUUGUACUGCAGGAACAUGCAAAAUGAUCCCGGUGAAGAAGGGCGAGCAUUUCAAGGUGCCCGGGAUAUCUUACUCGGCCGUGCUCGGCCCGGAAAACUGCACCAAGAAGUGCGAAAUAGAGGAAUCUUGCCAUUCAGUCGGGAUGGUGGAGUCGACUAAACACUGCAGGCUCUUCGGCAUCAACUUCGCCCAGCCGACGACCUAUUAUAAACAGUGUGACGCAAACAAGAAAUGCACAAUGAAGAUUGCACAAGAAAACACCUUCAUCGCCAGCUACUGGAGGGUCCAAAAGAACCUAAUGAUCGCGAGACGCGUGCGGGGAACAAGUAGUGCAGUCUGCCAAGCGGCCUGCAGCCGGGUGGAAGAAUGCACGGCCGUCUUCGAUGCCUGGUCCGCGGACCUCGAGUUCAGGAAUUGUUACAUGCUCAAAGAGAAGGCUUACCAUUACAAGAAGGUGUGUAGAAACGGUCGAUGCAAAUCAAUAAGGGUUCUAGCCAUUCUGCCCGCCAACUCAACUGACUUCCACGUGGUAUCGAAAGAGUACGGUCCUAGUCACCGUUCGUGCAGUGACAACUGUCAGUGGAAUGAUGACUGUCAUAUCCUGGACAUAUACCCAAACCACGCGGCGAAGUUGACGAAAGGAGGAACAAAGCACCAUGCAAAAAACCGUGGUUCCCACAACCCCUAUGAACAGUACAACUCGAAGCAUGGGAAAUUUGUGUGUGUGGUGAUACGGCAUCAACGAAUGCCCACGACUAGGAAAAGAACGGUGAACCCGUGGAAACUGAUUGACUUCGACCCGACACCAUACGUUGAGAUCAAACGCUUCACGAAGCGUUGCAAAGGUAAAAUGUGCAAGAUGGUCUACACUGAGGCUAUCAAGAACAGACCGCGGUGCGAGUUUAUCCCCUUCACAGGGCUGUUGAAAAAGGCUCGAAGCCGCAGUUUAUCCAAAUGCUUCCGAAAGUGCGUGUCAGAUCCAGAUUGCGCUUUUACGUUCGUCAAAACUUCAUUCAGUCGAAAUAAGAAACUCAUUGGUCCUAAGUGUUUUUUUGGUGCAGACCCAACGAUGUACGCCAAGGAAUGCAAGAAACGAACUAGUUAAACCGUACACGCCGUCCUUCCCGGGCUCCUUCUCGGCGGAGCUGCAAGGGUCCACAAAUAUUUGCUCGUAUUGAAUAUUACUCCGUCCCUUGUCGCCUCUCAGAAUAUCAGAAUGGACGUUGGCCUAACGGCAACGAACAGAAUAUUAAUACAUUGUGAUGAAGUGCUUCGGGUGAUAAAACUUGCGGUUGAGUGUGACUUUUGGGUGAAAAGGCAUUUGUCACAAUAGCGGUUUCGUGCAGACUGGUGUAAAUAAAUAUGUAGGAAAUAUGUUCAAUAAACCAACUCUGACCCU
Messenger RNA from Lineus longissimus, 3668 nucleotides. RefSeq lists its product as uncharacterized. The record is from RefSeq and is a predicted model, not a curated record. The transcript has 12 exons. Lineage: Eukaryota; Metazoa; Nemertea; Pilidiophora; Heteronemertea; Lineidae. The coding region runs from base 9 to 3374 and encodes 1121 amino acids.